Molecule: messenger RNA, 1236 nt
Organism: Rubroshorea leprosula
Lineage: Eukaryota; Viridiplantae; Streptophyta; Magnoliopsida; Malvales; Dipterocarpaceae
Source: the annotation of a GenBank genome assembly
GAUCAAUCAAAAUUUUUUUUGUUAAUUUUUGUGCGGUGUAGAAAUUUCCCUCCACGUCGUCUAGAAUCUGUCCGGAUAGAGAGUGGGAGACGGACAGAGCUCAUCAAUGGCAGCCUCUUCCCAUCUCUCUGCAAUUCCUCAAUGUUUCGGUUUUGCGUCAAAACCCCCUUCUAAUCCCUUAAACUCGAGGCGGGUUGGAAUUCAGGUGAGAUGCAGUUUGGAAAAUGAGAGCUGUGGUUUAGAAGCCUCGAAUGGUUCGGUAGAACCUCCAAAGACAAAGGGAUCUCAAGAAUCAACAUCCAGACGUGUGUGUCUUACAUGUUUGUGUUCGAGUAUAGCUUUGAUUAGCAGUUCUGGUAGCUCUGCUUCUUUACCAAGUGCAAUUGCUCUGGAUGCAAAAGAAAGACCUGUUUGCCGAAAUUGUGGGGGCAGUGGUGCUGUACUCUGUUAGUGUCACACUUUCCUUUCUAAUUUCAUUUCAUAUAUCCAUGCUUUUUCAGUCUGUUAGUAUCUGCACCUGGCAACUUUUUACAUUGUUUCCUUGCUCUCUUUGGCCUAGAUGAAAUGUAUGGCUAAUCCUGUCUUCAGCCCAUGAGAUGUUCAUUGCUUUUUAUUUAGGUGAUAUGUGUGGUGGUACAGGAAAAUGGAAAGCUCUUAACAGAAAACGAGCAAAAGAUGUUUAUGAGUUCACUGAAUGCCCAAAUUGUUAUGGUCGAGGGAAACUUGUUUGUCCUGUUUGUUUAGGCACUGGUUUACCAAAUAACAAAGGUCUUCUAAGGAGGCCUGAUGCACGUCAAUUGCUUGAUAAGAUGUACAAUGGCCGGCUUUUGCCAAGUUCUUAAUUAGGUAAUCGUUUUUACUUUUUGGGGAGGAUUUUGAUUCAACAACAAAUGAAUGAAGAAUGGGACAUUUUGCUUGAUGACUGUUAAAUCCAAGCAUGCACACCCGAGAAUUUUUCCCUGUGGAGAAUGGCUUAACGUUCGUCAAGUUUUUAUUGUUUCUUCAUAUGGCUUUAUUUCCUUUCACUCGAUGGAGAGGAGACAGCAUUUAUUAGCUAGAGUUGAAAGGUGAUAGUUGUAUGACUACCAAGAACAAUUCACUUGAGCAGGGAAGUUAUGCUAAGAUGAUGUAAAUGUGAUUUUUUGGUACCUGAACAAUCAGUUGAGAGAUUAAAUUAAGUAAUUUGCUCACAUGUACAACAGUUACAGUGAAAUGGUUGAUGAGGAAUUCAGGGGA